ACCGUUGCUUUUUGCCUCUUUAAACUAUUCUGAGAGUAGUUUCUUGGGCUUGUGAAGUGUAAUUUGUGGUAGUUUUUUUGCGUGUGAAUGACGGAUUAGUCUAUAAUAUCAACUCAUUAAAAUGGUGUUAUGGCUUUGAUCCUAUUGCUUUGCUGCCGCUACUCCGGAUUUGUCUAAGUUGGGUGCUGGUUCCUUGUUCUUGACAUUAGAAUAAGGUAAGGAGGUGCUGUGGAAGCAUGAAAGAGAUGAGGAGGGAGAAAUUGUUUAAUGUUUUUUGGGUUAGGAGUAUUAAUCAUACGUUACAGAAGAAUAUUAUCUCAGUGGUGGGAGCAAAGUGCAAAUCUUUGAAGAAUAGAGCUACAACAACUACUUAUGUGACAUCGUUGCUUUUCUUGCUCCUCUUCAUAGUUUCAGCCUUAUCAUUUGCUGGAUGGAUUGACCUUGUAAUCUAUCCGGAAACAAGCUCUCUACCCCUAAAGGCAAAGUACUCAGGUCAUUUCUAUAAAAAAGACUUACCAAUGAGACCUCAAAUUCUCCCAUUGGAUUGUAAAAUAUGGAACAAGACAAAUACAUGUCCAAGAACUUAUUCAACGUCCUAUAAACCCUUAAACCCUAACAACUCAACAUGCCCUGAGUAUUUUAGAUGGAUUUAUGAAGAUUUAACGCACUGGAAAAACACAGGAAUUACUAGAGAAAUGUUGGAAAAAUCGAAGAAAUAUGCCCAUUUCAGAUUAAUAAUAUUGGAUGGGAGAAUUUACGUUGAGCGUUACGCGAAAUACUCUAUUCAAACUAGACAUUUGUUCACUAUGUAUGGGAUUGUACAACUCCUAAGGUUUUACCCUGGGAAAUUGCCUAAUUUGGAGAUCAUGUUUGACACCGAUGACCGGCCGGUUAUCCCGGCUAAGGAUUUCCAGCAAACUGAUUCCGGUCCACCGCCGUUGUUCCGGUACUGUUCAGAUUGGCAGAGUAUGGAUAUUGUUUUUCCCGAUUGGUCAUUUUGGGGCUGGGCAGAGACAAAUAUAAGACCAUGGAGAAGUAUGAUACAGAACAUAAAAGAAGGGAAUAAGAGAACCAGCUGGAAAGAUAGGAUACCCUUUGCGUAUUGGAGGGGAAAUCCUAAUGUUUCUCCAAUCAGAAAAGACCUUAUGAGGUGUAAUGUUACCAUCAAAGAAAAUUGGGAUACUCUCUUAUAUAUCCAGGAUUGGAAAGAUCAAUCCAACAAGGGGUACAAGGAAUCAAAUAUCGAAGACCAAUGCACCCACAGAUUUAAAAUAUAUGUAGAAGGAUGGGCAUGGUCAGUAAGUGAGAAGUACAUAUUUGCAUGCGACUCACCAACAUUAUACAUAACGCCUCACUACUAUGAUUUCUUCAUGAGAGGAAUGAUACCACAGAAACAUUACUGGCCCAUUAGAGACAAUGAUAAGUGCAAAUCUCUCAAAUUUGCUGUUCAAUGGGGAAACAAUCACACGGACAAGGCAGAGGCCAUAGGGAAGGCAGGGAGUGAAUUCAUUCAUGAAGACAUGAAGAUGGAACGUGUUUUUGAUUAUAUAUACCACCUGCUAAAUGAAUAUUCAAAGUUGCAAAAAUUUAAUCCAAUUGUUCCUCCAAAUGCAAUUGAAAUAUGUUCAGAAUCAUUGGCAUGUCCUUCAAAUGGUGUAUGGAGGAAAUUCAUGGAAGAAGCUUUAGAGAAAUCUCCUAGUCAUACUGAUCCAUGCAUCCUUCCACCACCUUAUAAACCUCAAGAACUUAACGCAUUUGUUGAACAAAAAGUUAAGGCAACAAAGCAAGUGGAGGCAUGGGAGAAUGAUUAUUGGUCUAGUCUAAACAAGAAGCACUAGCUAGCUAGGGCCUUUUCUUGAAUUUCCUUUUCUAUUUGUAAGCUAAUGUACAAUGCCUUUUGUGCUCUUCACAUAACAUAUAUGAAUAGGUAAUCUCGACUUUAGUGUUCUUGUUUACAAAUACUCUCUCUUCAAGAAUUUCCCUUUUUCCUCUUUAGGCAUUAGGUAUUCGAAACCUAUUGGUCGGAUAUAGGGGCGGCUCAAGAGAGCCGGUGGCCUAAAGCCGGAGUUUAAAAGGAGGCCUUAUAUUUAUUUAGUAAAAUUUUAAUAUAUUUUAUUUGUUAUUUA
This is a messenger RNA of Lycium ferocissimum, 2126 nucleotides long. RefSeq lists its product as uncharacterized. Bases 237 to 1838 code for a protein of 533 amino acids. Lineage: Eukaryota; Viridiplantae; Streptophyta; Magnoliopsida; Solanales; Solanaceae. The record is from RefSeq and is a predicted model, not a curated record. The transcript is spliced from 8 exons.